AUGUUUAUCUAUUUAUUGUUUGUUUUGUUGAUGGAAAUUAGUAGAGUGUCAGCUGCGUCAAAGUGUGUUUGGGUUCGCGGAGCUAUUUUAUGUCAUAAAGACCCUUCUAAACAAUUUAAUGUUGAAGUUAGAGUCUAUGAUAGAGAUGGUUAUGGUGUUCUUAAAGUAGUUGAUCCCGAUGAUCUUAUGGGAAUUACUUUUACUGAACCAGACGGCACUUUUCAAUUGGAUGGGUGUGGGAAGGACUUUGAUUGGAUUCCUGGAGUGGUGCCAAACAACCCUGAUCCGUACAUUCAAAUUCUUCAUUAUUGCAACACUCCGAAAGGCGAGACUUUGGAGCUCCCUGAAUUUGACACAUUUGUUCCACGGACUCACGAUGUUGGCAUAGUUAUUUUGGAUUCAAAGAAAACAACAAAUGCCCCAGUUACUUUUCCGACUAUAAACAAACCGAGACAUAAAUUGGCUGAAUCUGAGGAGAAAGGAGGUGGACAGCUGUCUCUUCAUCAUUUGCUUACCAAAGAAGUCAUUCCUUCCAAGGACUAUAAAAAUAAUUCUUCUGUUUUGUGGGACUCGUCAAGUAUUGAAUUGGACGAUUCUGACUCUAAAGGAGCGACGCCCUAAUUUGACAAAAACAAAAUUUUAUAACAACAACGUAACUGAGGAAAUUUCUACAGAACUUAAACGUGACUGAAAAUUUUUUUUAAAUUUUUUGUUUUUUGUGACAUUGGCUAGGUCGUUGUAAAUUUACGGAUUUUUGAAAUGGUCAGAUUUAGGGUUGGAUUUUUCGAGACGGGCCUACGUUCGAGGCAUUUUUUCGGGCCGGGCCGUUGGAGUCUUUUUCGGGCCAAAAAUCAAGGCCCCCAACCCUUGUCAGAUUUAAAAAAGGACUACUAUUUUACAGCAACGACCUAGUAAUUAUUUUUCGUUUCUCUGGGGGCAUUCUAUUUAAAAACCUUUUCUCUGCAUUUUACUUUAAAGAAAAUUUAUUUUCAAUACAAAAAUCUGUAU
This is a messenger RNA of Meloidogyne enterolobii, 1008 nucleotides long. NCBI's taxonomy places the organism in Eukaryota, Metazoa, Nematoda, Chromadorea, Rhabditida, Meloidogynidae. The record is from the annotation of a GenBank genome assembly.